CUUUCUUCGGGGCGCACAGGCUAUUUAAAGGUCCGCGCCCCUGCCACCUCGGAACGGUUCCUGGCAGGGGUCUGUGAAGCUCAGCAAUGGCCAACCACGUCGUGCUCUACACCGGCGCCAAGAUGCCCAUGCUGGGGCUGGGCACCUGGAAGUCCUCUCCAGGCCAGGUGACUGAGGCUGUGAAGACAGCGAUUGACAUCGGGUACCGCCACAUUGACUGCGCCCACGUGUACCAGAAUGAGCAGGAGGUGGGAUUGGCUAUCCAGCAGAAGCUCAAGGAGAAGGUGGUGACACGGAAGGAGCUCUUCAUCGUUAGCAAGCUGUGGUGCACGUACCAUGAGAAGAACUUGGUGAAAGAAGCCUGCAAGAAUACGCUCAGGGACCUGCAGCUGGACUACCUGGACCUCUACCUUAUUCACUGGCCGACAGGCUUUAAGACUGGGAAGGAAUAUUUUCCACUGGAUGAAGCAGGUGACGUGAUUCCUAGUGACACAGAUAUUUUGGACACAUGGGCGGCCAUGGAAAAGCUGGUGGAUGAAGGGCUGGUGGCAGCUAUUGGCAUCUCCAACUUCAACCAUCUCCAGAUUGAGAGGCUCUUGAACAAACCUGGCUUAAAGUAUAAGCCAGCGGUUAACCAGAUUGAGUGCCACCCAUACCUAACUCAGGAGAAGUUAAUCCUGUACUGCGAGUCUAAAGGCAUUGUGGUGACUGCCUAUAGCCCUCUUGGCUCUCCUGACAGGCCCUGGGCCAAGCCCGAUGACCCAUCCCUCUUGGAGGAUCCCAGGAUCAAGGCGAUUGCAGCCAAGCACAAUAAAACCACAGCCCAGGUUCUGAUCCGGUUCCCCAUGCAGAGGAACUUGGUGGUGAUCCCCAAGUCUGUGACACCUGAACGCAUUGCUGAGAACUUUCAGGUCUUUGACUUUGAACUGAGCAGCGAGGAUAUGACCACCUUACUCAGCUUCAACAGAAACUGGAGGGUCUGUGCCUUGAUGAGCUGUGUCAACCACAAGGAUUACCCCUUCAAGGAGGAGUUUUGAAGCUGUGGAUGCCUGUUCUUCCCAAGUGACCUAUACCUGUUUUUCCUGCCUCAUCUUCCUUGCAAAUAUAGUACGGCCUCAGCAAGCUGCAGGCUGAACAGUGAGGGCUUGUCUAGCUUGUUGUUGGGUCUGAAGAGCAGUAUCAGUAGAGUAAAAGCCUUUUCCAGUUUUCUUUGCCGUUUGUGCCCAGAUGGGGAAAAUAAAACCUGAAAAAUAUCCUUUUCUGACCAAGGAGAAGCAAAAUCUAUAAAGUCGAAAUAGUGCCACUAACAGAGUUUUGACUCUUGAAACUGUAAUCCUUUUAGUCAGAUGAAUCUUUGCUUCAAAUAAAAAGUGCUUUUCUGAG
Microcebus murinus (gray mouse lemur) is the source of this 1383-nucleotide messenger RNA. It is a transcript of the gene AKR1B1, whose product is annotated as aldo-keto reductase family 1 member B. Gene Ontology annotation, molecular function: oxidoreductase activity. Lineage: Eukaryota; Metazoa; Chordata; Mammalia; Primates; Cheirogaleidae. The record is from RefSeq and is a predicted model, not a curated record.